GUUACAUGUUAUGAAAGCGUAUAACACAACUGCUGAAGGUUUGGCUUUGCCUUUUCAUGGACUAGUUAGCUAGUUCACUGAAUUAAAUCGAAUCGAAAACAAGAUCAAAUUAAGCUUAACGACAAAUAGAGAUUAAUCAUGAAGGAUGACAUGGAUAAAAUCGUCAGUCUGUCAGAUGGAGACAGUACCGUCGAACUUCAGAAAUACCUGUCGUCCCUCUCAAAUGACCAGCUAACCACCGUGUUAACGAAUGGUGCCCUAAAGGGUAAGAAGGUCGGAACCAUGAUAAAAGGCAUAUUUAAAGGCUCUCCAUCCAGUUCCACUGAAGGAUCUACCCGCAGACUUCUUGUCUAUCAACACUGCAUCCCUCUGUGUGAGUCUGGGGAUCUUCAGACUGAAGUGGCAGCUGAUAUCAUUGGACUGCUGAUGCUGGAGACUCAUACUCUGCCCGGACCCUCUCUUGCAAAACUGGCCUCUCUUUUUGUUGAAGCCAUUAAGGUGGGAAAAAUGGGCAGUGGGAAAUCCCUGGAGCUUUUUCCGACUGUGCUGACUGCCCUCUCAGCCUGUGAAGCGUUGUCCUAUGGAAAAGGUGAGCUCAGUGGGGAGGGGUACAAGAAACAGCUGAUCAACAGCCUGUGCUCCAGCAGAUGGGACCCGCAAUGUGUCAUCCACUUGACGACCAUGUUCAGGGAUGUACCCCUGUCAUCAGAGGAGCUGCAGUUUCUGGUGGAGAAAGUCCUGAGGAUGUUCACUAAGCUGGACCUGCAGGAGAUUCCACCACUGGUUUAUCAGCUGCUGCUUUUAUCCGCAAAGGGUUGUAAGAAACAGGUCCUGGAUGGAAUCAUCUGUUAUUUUAAAGAGCAAGACGUUCGCCAGGAAGAGGAGCAGAAACACGGAGAGAGCCUGGAUCUAGAGGUCCAGUCUAUUCCUCAGGACCAGUUGAGGCAUGUGGAGGGCACUGUGAUCCUCCACAUAGUCUUUUCUAUAAGACUCGACCAUGAACUCGGGAGAGAAUUCCUUAAAAACUUCAAGACCUCUUACGGGGACCUGUGCCCUUUCAGUGUGGCACUGUUGCUCUCAGUGGCACGCAUUCAGCGCUAUGAAGAGCAGGUGUUUGACCUUUUGAAGGGGGCAAUCGUCAAGAGUUUCAAGGAUGAGCAGCUGCAGCAGGGGUCCAAGUUCCUGCAGGACCUUCUGCCUGGGCCCUGCAGCGUGGAUCACAUGAUCCUGGACACAGUCAAAAACAGCGUGUUUGGUUGGGAUCAUGUGACCCAGGGGCUGGUGCAGCUGGGCUUCUCCCUUAUGGAUGCAUUUGGACCCAAACCUGGACCAUUUGGAAAGACCAUAGAAGGCGCCUCUACCAUAGCCCGGACCCCCACUCAGCAAGCAUGUAAGCUGGGAGGACAGGUGCUCCUGCAGGGCUUUAAGAUGCACGAGCCUAUCAGAGGCGAGAUACUGGAGCAGGUCUUGAAUCGAUUGGUCACAAAGACAGCCUCACCUGUCAAUCAUUAUUUAGACCUUUUCUCUGACAUUGUGGUCUCUGCUCCCAUGAUUCUCCUGGAGUCCUCUUCCAAGGUGACAGAGACAUUUGACCAUCUGUCAUACCUGCCCUUGACCACUGUUCAGGGUUUACUAAAAGCUGUCCAGCCUCUGCUCAAAGUCAGUAUGUCCUUGAAAGAUGCUUUGAUUCUAGUUCUCCGUAAGGCCAUGUUUUCCAGCCAGCUGGACGGCAGGAAGUCUGCAGUGACCGGCUUCUUGUUGCUGCUGAAGAACUUCAAAGUGUUGGGCAGCUUGGCCUCGAGCCAGUGUAGCCAGGCGGCGUCCUCGAGCCAGGUCCAAGUGGACGUUCACUCUCGUUACAACUCUGCUGCCAAUGAAGCGUUCUGUCUGGAGAUCCUCAGCAGCCUGCGGCGCUGCCUCGGUCAGCAGGCUGACGUGCGUCUCAUGCUCUAUGAGGGUUUCUAUGAUGUACUCCGUCGCAACUCUCAACUUGCCAGCUCCAUCAUGCAGACCCUCUUCUCGCAGCUGAAGCGGUACUACGAGCCUGAGCAGGACCUCCUUCCCCCGGUGAAACUGGAACCAUGCAUCACGGCGCUCGGAGACCAGGUUUUCCUCCAGGAGCCGCUGGCCCAUCUGUUGAGCUGUACUGUUCACUGCCUGCUCUGGCUGCAGAACAUGCGACGAUCUGCACACCCAGUUGCAAACGACAGUGAUGACGAGGAUGAGGAGGAGGAAGAGGAGGAGGGAUACCAGUCUGAACUAGAGACAAUCCUAGAGAGCAUGACGAGACGCAUGAUCAAGAGUGAACUGGAGGACUUUGAACUGGACAAGUCAGCUGAGUUCUCCAUUGGAUCCAGUGUUGGUGUGAAGAAUAGUAUCUACGCUGUGCUGGUGAUGGGAGUCUAUGAGAUCCUUAUGGAGUUCAACUUCAUCAAAGCCAACUACAGUAAAAACCGCUUUGAGGAGCUCAUAGAGCUUUUCAACCGCUACCACAAACUGUCUGAGAUCCUGAAGGAGAAAUCAGGAAAGGGUCGGGUGCCUUCAAACAAAACCCCCCGCAGUUUACUCUCUCUGGGCUUCAUAUCUACUCUCCUUACUGUGCUCUUCAGAGACAGUACUCAGAGCAGAGAGGAGGCUCUGUCAGUUCUUCGCCUAAGUGGAGAGUUUGUGCGCUAUGCGGUGAACGUAGCGGUUCAGAAGAUCCAGCAGCUGGAGGAGAGCGGACACACAGACGGGCCGGACGGACAGAACACAGACAGAACGUUCCGCUUCCUCUGUGACAUGACAAGUGUGCUGAUGUGGCGCUACACCAACAUCCCCAGCGCGGUGGAGGACGGGGGGAAGAAGGAGAAGCGCUCCAGCCUGUCUCUGCUGUGUCUGGAGGGUCUGCUCAGGAUCUUCACCACCUGCCAGCAGCGCUUUCCAGACAGGAUGGUCCAGCUCCUCUCCACCAUGGACAUCGCAGAGGAUGACUCUGAGCCAGAUGAUGGCAACGUCACUGAGAUGAACUUCUUCUACAUCCGACAGUUUCAGAGGGCGCUGUUCACUCAGCUAAGUGGAGGAGAGGAAGAAUUUAACAGCAAGGAGGCUCAGCUGCUGGUCAGCAUCCUGACUGUGCUCUCACGCCAGCUGAAGCCCACCUCCCAACAGUUUGUACAGAUGAUUACGUGGACUGUAAAGAUCUGCAAGGAGACCAGUUUUGAGGAUUCUGCUUUCUCCAAGGGUCUGCUGUCUCUUCUGUUCAGCCUGCAUGUUCUCUACAAGAGUCCUGUGAGCCUGCUGCUGGAGCUCUGCCAGGACAUCCACAGCCAGCUGGGGGACAUCGAUCAGGAUGUAGAAGUGGAAAAGCAGUCUCACUUUGCCAUAGUCAACAUGAAGACUGCGUCCACAGCCACACUGCUGGUCCUGUCUCAGGUUGACAGAGUGCUUGAUGAAGUGGACUGGCUGAUUGCCAAAAAGAAAAGCCAGGCGCCCUCUGACACACCGGGUCCUGGGGGGGCCACCCAGACCGCGGGCCAGCAGGAUCCCAUAGAGAAAGCGGUGACGCUGCAGCUCGGGACCCUUCUGACGGCGUUAAACGAGCUGGUGCAGACCGCCCUGCUGCCUGGCUCAUGUACCAUCACCCUGCUGAGAGAACUGAGCCGCACCUACACCACCCUCACCACGCUCGUCAAAUACUACAUCCAGGUGUGUGCCAGUCAGCCCGGAGCACUGUCGGCACGCCUCGAGAAGCUGGUGAAACUGUCGGGUUCCCACCUCACGCCACAGUGCUACUCCUUCAUCACUUACGCACAGAGUGGAGAAAUGAGCAUUGGAGGGGCAGAUGACAAGAAGAAAAAGAAAAGAAAUGAAGUGAACACUGCUGCCUCUGCAAAACUUCUGCGUGAAACAAAAGCCAUUCCUAACGUAAUCUUCAGUAUUGAACAGUACGAGAAAUUCCUCAUCACACUUUCAAAAAAAUCAAAGGUCAAUCUGAUGCAGUACAUGAAGUUGAGCACCUCGAGAGAUUUCCGCAUCAACGCUGCUUCUCUGGACGCAGCUCUGCAGGAGCAGGACGGCACUCCGGAGACCAACGAGUCACAGGAAGCAGAGGAGAAGGAGGAGCCCAAAAAGAAGAAGAGGAAACAGUGAGCUAAGAAUCAGCCUCACUGAUGUGGAACUUGCCCAGCUGCUGAAUGGCUUUAAGUCGUGCGUUUGAGCUGUUCUGACUAACAGAGGCUUCUCCCACACAGUGCUAUCUCCCUCUGUCCAGAGAGCCUCUUGUGAUAUCCAGUAUUUGGUAGAUGUCCAAGGCCUCACCUGUGAAAAGUUUGCACACUUUGAUUAACACUCUGGUUAUGUUCCUAUAGUUAAUUUUAUAUUCAAGAGAUGUUUUUUCUAAACCAUAGGUAAAUGUGAAUUGUUACUGUCACUUUAAGUAAUCAGUUGCUAUUGUAUGCAAAGAACAGUUGUCACUACAUAUAGCAUUCCCUAAGAUGCCCCCACUUGCCUGAACAAAAGGAAGAAGUGGAUACAUGGUGUCCAAUACACAUAAAUGCAUCCCGGAGAGAAACCAAGCUUUGUUUCUAGUGCUGUUUUGUUUUAAAAAUAAAUAUUGUUUUCUUUGUUA
Trematomus bernacchii (emerald rockcod) is the source of this 4609-nucleotide messenger RNA. It is a transcript of the gene fanci, whose product is annotated as FA complementation group I. The record is from RefSeq and is a predicted model, not a curated record. Gene Ontology annotation, molecular function: DNA polymerase binding. Lineage: Eukaryota; Metazoa; Chordata; Actinopteri; Perciformes; Nototheniidae. The coding region runs from base 139 to 4131 and encodes 1330 amino acids. The transcript has 38 exons. Gene Ontology annotation, biological process: DNA repair.